UGAAUUUUGUAGAACGACCUCAGAAAGUCACGACGGAGUAACUCAAAGGGAAAGACUUGAAUUUUUGGCUUUGUUUUGUUUUUCUCCUCAUCGAGAAGUAUGGCGGCGUCCUGGUGUUUCGCAGGCUGCUUGCUCGUGCUGUCCCUGGGCGGGCUGCCCUUCUCGCACGCCCGGCGCCAGGGCGACAGAGACCGCCGGGAGCUUGGAUCUUGCCAGCCCAUCAAAAUCCCGCUGUGCACCGGCGUCAAGUACAACCUGACAAUCUCGCCCACCCUCCUGGGCCACACCACCCAAGAAGAGGCGGCUGCCGACCUGCGCCACUUCGACCCCCUGCUGGAGGCCCGGUGCUCGGCGGAUCUCGUGUUCUUCCUGUGCAGCGUCUACGCUCCCGUGUGCACGGUUCUGGAGGAAGCCAUCCCCCCGUGCCGGUCCCUGUGCGAGGAUGCACGUCGGGGAUGCGAAGGCAAUAUAACCGCGACGGGCUUCCGGUGGCCGGAGAGGAUCCGCUGCGAAACGUUCCCGGUGGGCGGAUUGUGCCUGCUGGGCACGGGCCGAACGGGCUAGCAGACCAAAGGAGGCCUCCGUUGUUUUUGUUUAAGCGCAAACAGAUCCCGAAGACAAAAUUCAAUUCAAGUUAAAUACAACUGAACUGCACUUUAGCAGUGAAACUUCCACCUACCACUAGAGGGAACCCUUCUACUCGUGAUCCAUGUACUACAAUUUUGGGAAUCAAUGGACCAUGAUAUUAAAUCAAUUAUGAACAUAGUCGUGUUUAAAAAAAAUCACAUUUAAAAAAAUGUUAGUCUUAAUUAAAUCUUUCGUCUUGUAAUUUAGAGAAUAAAAGUAGGGAUGGAGAAAAAAGUUGUAACAUCACUACAAUAUGCAUUUAGAUGAAAUGAUUUCACUGCAUAUAUGAAUGUGCACGUUGCAAUAAAAGCAUCAUAAGCUGC
Messenger RNA from Syngnathoides biaculeatus (alligator pipefish), 950 nucleotides. Its product is annotated as frizzled-7-like. The record is from RefSeq and is a predicted model, not a curated record. Gene Ontology annotation, molecular function: Wnt receptor activity; Wnt-protein binding. NCBI's taxonomy places the organism in Eukaryota, Metazoa, Chordata, Actinopteri, Syngnathiformes, Syngnathidae. The transcript has a single exon. Gene Ontology annotation, cellular component: plasma membrane. The coding region runs from base 100 to 564 and encodes 154 amino acids. Gene Ontology annotation, biological process: canonical Wnt signaling pathway; non-canonical Wnt signaling pathway.